UUUUUUUUUAAGGCACGCGCGUGGUGUUGAGCUAAGCUAGCUAACCGUCACUAACGUCGGUUUGCUGUUUUUGAAAUUGUGUCUCGACAGUGACAACAGUGUGCAUUAGCGUUAGCUAGCUAAAACUAAAUCACUAGAACUUUACCAGCAUUGGCUAACUGACGUUACGUUCAAUGUGAAAAGUUUAGGCGGUCGGAAUAACUUCGGCCCCACCUCGGCUGUGUGGAUGUGGGGUAACGCUAGUUUAACGUGGUAAACCUGUGCUACCACCGUCUCCGUACGUGUAAGAAGACUGGGCAGGAUAGUCUGAAAUAAAACCGAUUGCCCACUGCAUCUGCUUUCAGCAAGAUCCGGGCAAGCUCUGUCAUCGUCUGUGACCAUAAAAUACAACAGACGCUAUAACAUUCAGUGCUCGAACUGUAUUGAUGAGAGGUGACAAAUCAUGGGAAGCUGGAAUUCAUGAAACUGCCAAAAUGUCUUCAUUCCAAGGACUCCCCACACAUGGGUCAGAUGUAACAAUUCUCAUAACAAGGGUUCACUUGCAUCCCCUCUGUGUACUUGUGGAGUUUUGGGGAGCAUUUUGCCAGGAGAAGAGAGCAGAUUAUGAGUGCCUUGCCAAAGACAUUCAAUUGCCUGGGAACACAUUUCAAGAGUUUGAAGGAAAUCCUGGCGAUCAGUGCUUGGUUCACAUUGAUGGUACUUGGCACAGGUCCCGCAUAGUCUCAAAAAAUGGCUCGAAAUACAGUGUGUUCCUUAUCGACAAAGGAAAGACAUGUAGUACCACCACAAGUAAGCUUGCCUGGGGUAAGAAGAAGGACUUCGACCUGCCACCUGAAGUGGAAUUUUGUGUGCUUGCCAAUGUGUUACCAGUCUCACCUGAAAACAUAUGGUCUCCUGUGGCUAUCGAAUUUCUGAAAUCUCUCUCCGGGAAGUCUGUGAAGGCACAUGUGCAAGAUGUACUGGUGGCACAAAGAACAAUUCUCCUGCACAUCCCUUGUAUAUCCAAACAAAUGUAUGAGAUGGGAAUUGCCAAGAAGCUGUCUCCAGUUGUGUUUCAUGACUUUGUUCUUAGGUCACUGCAGUCCAACAGCAGAGCUGAAGUGGCUCCAGAGACUCGGAUCUCCAUUGGAGCAGGUGAGCGACUUCAAAAGAAAGAGGUCUUUAUGUACCCUGAGCUGCCAACAGGAACUGUGGAGACCGUCAUAGUCACAGAAGUGACAAAUCCGCAGCGGAUCUUUUGUCAGUUGAAGGUCUUUUCACAGGAGUUGAAGAAACUCUCAGGGCAACUCACACAGUGCUGUGAGGGCAGAAUAACCAAUUGCAUUGUAAGUGCAGAAAUGAUUGGGUUUCCGUGUGCUGCAAGAGGAAGUGAUGGAAGGUGGUACCGCUCUGUUCUACAGCAGGUAUUCCCAACCAACAAUGUGGUGGAAGUGCUGCAUGUUGACUAUGGAACAAAAGCGCUUGUUCAAGUGGAGAGUGUAAGACCACUGGCUGCAGAGUUCUUUAGGAUGCCCGUUGUGACUUACAUCUGUUCCCUCCAUGGAAUCCUUGACAAAGGGGUUGGAUGGACUACUAGCCAGAUUGACCAUCUCAGGGCCCUUCUUCUGCAAAAGACAGUGAUUGCCAAAUUUGAGUACCAAAGCAUUUUUGAGGGCGUUCACUAUGUCACUCUUUAUGGGGAUGAAAACACAAACAUUAACAGCUUGUUUGGUUUCAAGGAGAGCCGUUUCCUGGAGGGUAAAAAAACUCAUGGAGGUUAUGCCACUGCAUACAGCCAACAGCGUUUGGCUCAGCCGGAGAAUGAAAAAACCCUUGGAGAUUAUGCCAUCCAUCCCACUGCAUACAGCCAUCAGCAUCCAGCUCAGCAAGAAGGAAAUCAAAGAAAGGUGUUAACUCCUGAAAAAGAUGCAGAGGAAAAAGAAGGGAAGGGAAUAGCGGGGGAGUUGCCAGCUGAAGACCUUGCUCUCAGUUCAUUGCAUGUGGCAGUUGUUCAGCACGUAUCUGACCCAUCAAAGUUUUGGAUCCAAACACAGACCUAUGCAAAUGAAUUGGAUCAACUGAUGGAUAGUAUGUACCACCUAUACAAAGAUUCAGUUACUACAAAUCUGGUGAGAAAUCCAACUAUUGGGCUCUACUGUGCUGCCAAGGCAGCCGAUGGUGAGUUCUACAGAGCAACUGUGAUGGAAGUUGGUGAGACAAAAGUCAAGGUGUUCUUUGUUGAUUAUGGAAACACUGAAGUGGUGGACUUGAAUAACGUCAAGACCCUUCUUGACGAGUUCAAAAAGCUGCCAUGUCUUGCGCUGAAAUGCACCCUGGCAGGUGUCAGGCCAAAAGAUGGCAGUUGGAAUCAAAGUGCCUGCGAGUUUUUCAUCAAAGCAGUUACAGGUAAAGAACUAACUGUACACGUGAUGGCAAAAUACAACAAACGGCAUGUUGUUCAACUAACAGACCCUCAAGCUCAGGGAGAAAAAGAUAUUGGUACACUGAUGUAUAGAUCUGACCUUGCUGAAAGGGCUGCAACACAGAGACAACCUAUAGCUCAAAUGACCAUGCAACAUCCUAUUCCACCACAACUCCCAGAUAAAAACACAGUUGGCCCUGCCAGUACUGAAAGAAUUCCUAUAUUCAAGGAGCACAUGUUUCCCAUCGGAAGUGUCCUUGAUGUCUGUGUGUCCUACAUCGAAAGCCCAAAUGACUUCUGGUGCCAACUAGUACAAAAUGCAGGGCACUUGAAAUUGCUUAUGCAAGAUAUACAGGCUCAUUAUGCAGGCACUGAGUUUCAGCCCUUUUUGGAAACCGCUUGUGUUGCUCGCCACCCUGAUAAUAGAAUGUGGUACAGGGCCCUUGUAAUUCACAAACAUGAAACGCCUGAUGUGGAUGUGUUGUUUGUUGACUACGGUCAGACGGAGAAAGUCACCCUCUCUGACCUGAGGAGGAUCAGCCCACAAUUCCUCGCUCUACAUGGCCAAGCUUUUCGUUGCAGUCUGUUAAACCCUAUUGACCCCACAUCUGCCAUAAAUGAGUGGAAUGAAGAAGCAAUAGCAAAGUUCCACAGCUUUGUGGAAACAGCGGCAUCCAACUUAGUUAGUUUAAAGGGCACCAUAUAUGCUGUCAUGUACAAUGAGCAGAAGAUUGUUUUCAACAUUGUGGAUCUAGAAACUCCCUUUGAGAGUCUCUGCACCUCUAUGGUCAAUGUAAUCAAAAGUGCACCUACAAAGAAAGCUGCGGGGCCAUCUUUCCGUCUGGACACAUAUUACUACUCAACACACGGCGUCAAAGUUGGAACCGAGGAACAGGUCACAGUGACAUGUGUGAACAAUGUUAAUCAGUUCUACUGCCAGCUCAAGAAGAAUGCUGAUGUGAUAAAAGAUCUAAAUGUCAAAGUGAGCAAUCUCUGUCAUCAGCUUGAAAAUGUAAAGCUCCCAACAGUCUUUGGAACUUUAUGCUUCGCAAAGUACACAGAUGGGCAAUGGUACAGGGGACAGAUCAAGGCCACAAAGCCAGCCAUUCUGGUUCACUUUGUGGAUUAUGGUGACACCAUUGAGGUGCAAAAAUCAGACAUGCUUCCAGUUCCCAGAGAAGCUAAUGACAUCAUAUCUGUGCCUGUGCAAGCAGUUGUGUGUAGUCUCUCUGAUGUCCCUGCCGAUGUUCCCAGGGAGACAAACAGCUGGUUUGAGACUAGUUGUACAGAAUGUACAUUUCAAGCACUAAUAGUGGCCCGAGAACCUGAUGGAAAACUGCUGGUUGAACUGUAUCAGGGAAACACCCAGGUUAAUUCAAAGAUCAAAAGGUUGUUUCAGAUCGAGAUGCACACAGAAGACAAUGUUGUCCACCAUGGUUGGAGAGCACUUGAGGCUCCAGCAAAUCAUACACAACAGACUCCAAAAGUUGUCCCACAGCAAACUAAACAAAUGGAAAAUCACACUCAAACUAUAAAGAAAAACGUCUCCGCCCCAAAACCAGUGCGUCAAAUGAGGGAUGCCGCCCUGAAUCGGCAGUCAAAACCAAAGCCUUUACGCAACGCUCCGUUAGAGCUGUACAGACCUCCACACCAUAGGCAGUCAUGUAGAGCGAUGCAAAUCAAUAAAGAAAAUGGUUCUGAGCCGACCAGUGCCUUUAUCACACCAGGAAAAGAAAGUCUUUCUACAAAAACACAGUCCAAAUCACCUGGCACAGAAUCCCAGACGGAAAGCAAUGCUGAAAAAUUCCCUAAACUUGCAGACCUGCCAUCAAAAUCUAUCACAUCAGACAUGGAAGCAGAGGUUUAUGUCUCGCACUGCAAUAGCCCUGUGAGUUUUUAUGUGCAACUUGUCAGAGAGGAGGAUGAAAUAGUUUCCCUUGUGGAAACUCUAAAUGAUCCCCAAUCCACCCCACAAACCAACAACAUCAAAGACUUGCAACCAGGUGACCUUGUUCAAGCAGAGUUUGCAGAUGAUUCCUCGUGGUAUCGAGCAGUUGUCAAAGAGAUCCACGGCAAAACGAUGGUUCUUGUUGAGUUUGUGGAUUUCGGAAAUACGGCAAAGAUGCCAAUUUCCAAGAUAGGCAGACUCCAGCCGACUUUCUUGCAACAUCCCAUGUACAGCACGCACUGUAUGCUGAGCGAGGCUGCAGGUCUGGGAGAAGAGGAAUUGCUUGACCCAAAAGUGGUGUCAGCUUUCAAAGAAGACGUCGGCGAUGGUGGAGAAAAGGGGCUUAAAUGCCAGUUCAUUAGGCUGUCAGGUUCUGUGUGGGAAGUCAGUCUCGAAGACAGCGGUGAGACUGUUAAGUGUAAAAUGCCUACUAAAUGCUCAACUAAUGGUUUUAAAACUGCCUCAGAAAAAUUUGAACAAGUUGAGGAAAAACCUGGCCAGAACUCUGACACCAAGAAUGUGCCAGAGAACUUAGAGACAGUGUUGCAUAACCCUUGCUCUAUGUGUUACCACCAACAAGAGUUUUUGGAGGGACAAAAGUUGGAGGUCUACAUCACAACUAUAAAUGAUGAUCAGACCUUUUGGUGUCAGCCUGCGGCCUCGGAAGAGCUUGAUAAGAUAACUUCAAGUGUCUCAGAAGUGGGAGAUGCAGUUGAUCCCAAACCUAUUGACCCAGGCUCUCUCUCCCCUGGCAGCCCAUGCAUUGCUCUCUUUUCAGAAGACGGUUUUUGGUACCGUGCAGAGGUCAUCGACAAUGAUGGAGAUAAGCUGUUUGUUCUCUUUGUAGACUAUGGAAACAAGUCCCAAGUCACUAUUACAAAUGUGAGAGAAAUUCCCCCGGAUUUACUGGAAAGUCCUCUACAGGCAUUUUUGUGCGAGCUUGAGGGCUUUGAUGCAUCACAUGGAUCCUGGGACGGUGGAGCAGUAGAUGAGUUGUCAGCACUCACAGCAGACAAAGUGUUACAGCUGACUGUCACUAGAGUAACAAGAGCAGAAGGAAAAACCAAAUGCCUGGUGCUGAUGGAAUGUGAGGGCCAGGUUCUAAAUGAAGCACUGAAAACCUGGUGGAAGAGCUCUACGAGGGAAAACGAAUCUGGUGCUGUUGGAUCGACCACUUCAUACAAAACCCCACUGCAGUGUGACUCAACUGUGGAAGAGACUGCACCAAACGAGGAUCAACUUGAGUGUCCCGAAGGCCAAGACAUGGAUACCGCUGAUGCUUUCUUCCCCCCUCAGGGAGACCACACUAAAGAACAGAGCACUGCCGAGUUUGCUGACACCCACACAGACGUUUUGCCAUGUGAAAGUGACAUAGAUGUAACCAUGUUACCUCCACUGACUGACAAAGGAGACCAAAGUAUUUUGAUCUUGAACUCUGACAAGAGUGCAGUGGAAUUGGAAAGAGGGAACAAAGAGAAGGACUUUUCACUGAUGGACAUUAUAGGGCCAGCUGACUUGAGUUCUCCAUUGGAUGAGUCUCUGCUUGAAGAGAGGAAUACCUACAGCGUGGAAAGCAGCUUGGACAUCACACAUUUUACUGAUCCGACUGAGGAAAAAUAUGACAGCGAGGUUACCAAAACAAAAGAUAAAUAUUCUACCAGUACAACAGCAAAAAUGGUUUCCCGUGAAGCUCUACGUCCCAGGGAGAGCAUUGAUCUGCCUGACACGUAUAACAUUUCUGAAGACUGGAAGCAGAAUCAGACUGCAUUGGUGCUGCCCUCCUGUGUGCUUCCUGCGUCGGAUGCUCCUACAGAGCAAGACAUUGACAGUUGCAAUGAUGUCCCGAAGGAAGAGCUGCCAUGUCUUACCACACAUGCUGAGAAUGACUUGAUGACUGCUGAGGAGACCUUGGUUCAUCACCAGGAUACAUACUCAGCCCUGCUAGCCGACUCUGACACAGCAGGCAGUGAGCCACAGACCUGCACAGCUCACACCCAAGAUUCGGUAAAAGAGGUUGAAGAGGGCCCGUGUGCAGUUGAGGUAGAGGUCUCGCGUGCUGUUGAAGAAGCGGUGACCUAUUCUGUUGUAGUCCCGUGCUCUGUUGAAGAAGAGGUCCCGUGCUCUGUUGAAGAAGAGGUCCCGUGCUCUGUUGAAGAAGAGGUCCCGUGCUCGGUUGAAGAAGCGGUCACCUGUUCUGUUGAAGUAAUCAUGUGUGCAGUUGAAGACUUCCUGUGUGCAGUUAAAGAAGAUGUCCUGUGUGCAGUUGAAGAAGCAGUGACCUGUGCUGUUGAAGAAGCGGUCCCGUGCUCUUUUGAAGAGGCCUGUUUGACAGACAUCUGCACAGAUCCAAAGGACCCAAGUGGUGAUGACAAAUUCACCCGUGCCAGAUAUCUCACCAGUACGACAGUAGACAAAAUGGUCCAAAAUGAAUCCUCGCCGCUUCCUUGUAGCGUGCAUCUUCGUGACCAAAGAGUUGAAGCUCCCUCAGAGAAAGAAAUGGGAGGCUUGUCUCUACAGGAUAAUGCCAAACAAAACAAGAAUAAUUCUGACACUGAAGACGAGACCUCAUCCCUUCAUGAAGAUACCUCAUCUUAUCACAAACGUUUUGCGCCGCCGUCUUACACUGAGCCACAGGCCUACACAGUUGCCUGUCCAGAUUUGAGUCGCCUGGUUGAAGAGGUAACCUGUCUCGUCGGAGAGAUCUGUCUGACAGACGUCUGCAGAGACUCAAGACAUGAAGGUAGAAGGGAGGAGAGCGAGCACCUGGUGCAUACACCCCCCGCUGAAAAUGAGGAUUUCAGCGGCAGUGUGCUUGAGGAAGAAAUAUCUUCUGCUGAUAACAGUUUUGAGGCCCAGCUGUCAAAGAUAACUCACCUCUCUCUUAUAAUAAAUGAUGACUCGGCUGAUAUUGUGCUGGUGCAGCAGCAGCCAGAGGAGUAACCACCCUCUGACUCCCUUCACCCCCACACCCUUCAAUUUCCUUUUUUUUCAGCAUCCUUCUAUCAACUGCACAUGUCUUAAGUUACAACAGGUUCAAGUUCUGUUUUUUUUCUCUGUUGUGUGUUCUGUAAGUGCUCAAUGGCAGUUUUAAUUUGUUAGAUGACCCGGCAGGUCAUCAAGUGCCUUUUGUACAGUACUAGCUGUAAUAGCUGUAGUUUGUCAGUAUCUGUGUGCUUGCCCCGUGUUCUGUUCUGUUCUGAUGAACUGCCACAUAAUUCUUUGGAAAGCACUAUUUUUUGUUUAAAAAGCUAUGAAUGGCAGAUUUAAAGGGUUGUCUGGUGAAAUGCAGUUUGCGGUAUUUUGUGUGGAUACAUGCAUGCCUUUAAGAAAUAUUUGUUGGCACAAUAAAUAUUCCAUAUUUGUGGA
Etheostoma cragini (Arkansas darter) is the source of this 7715-nucleotide messenger RNA. RefSeq names its product tudor domain containing 6 (gene tdrd6a). The transcript is spliced from 20 exons. Lineage: Eukaryota; Metazoa; Chordata; Actinopteri; Perciformes; Percidae. The coding region runs from base 426 to 7289 and encodes 2287 amino acids. The record is from RefSeq and is a predicted model, not a curated record.